Cyphomyrmex costatus is the source of this 588-nucleotide messenger RNA. RefSeq lists its product as uncharacterized. NCBI's taxonomy places the organism in Eukaryota, Metazoa, Arthropoda, Insecta, Hymenoptera, Formicidae. Gene Ontology annotation, cellular component: cytosol. Gene Ontology annotation, molecular function: ribonucleoside-diphosphate reductase activity, thioredoxin disulfide as acceptor. The transcript has a single exon. The coding region runs from base 1 to 588 and encodes 195 amino acids. The record is from RefSeq and is a predicted model, not a curated record. Gene Ontology annotation, biological process: deoxyribonucleotide biosynthetic process.
AUGUCUUUUUUACACACUCAUUCAUGCGAAUGUCUCAAAUCGGAAUUGGAAUUAUUCACUGUUCCACCAACGCAAGCCACAAUCGAAAGUUCACAAUGGAUACACUACAAGCCAAUAUCAUCGUUAACUGAUGAUUCACCUAUAGAAUUUGUAGUACCCGGACUAGGAGAGGAAUACAUCGAUCUACCGCAUACAAUGUUAAGCAUCAGUGUCCAAAUAAGGCCAACGAUUCAUAAAGAGCCUUCAAAAGAUGGAGAUACCACUGAUUAUGUCGGGCCUGUGAAUAAUUUUAUGCAUUCAUUAUUCAAUCAGGUAGAUGUAUUUUUCAAUCAAAAACUUAUAUCACCACCGAAUAAUGCUUACGCUUAUAGAGCUUACAUAGAGACAUUACUUAAUUAUGGUCCUGCUGCUAAAAACUCUCAUUUAACAAGCGUAUUGUGGUACGAAGAUAAAAGCGGAUCCAUGGACGAUCUACUCAACGCAAACGAUGGCCUUGUAAAACGACGCGUAUUGACAGCCGAUGGCAAGAAAAUUGAUAUCUUAUGGGGCAUUUACACUGUGAUGUUUUUAAUUAAGAAAGAUUUUUAA